Messenger RNA from Cutaneotrichosporon cavernicola, 840 nucleotides. RefSeq lists its product as uncharacterized. NCBI's taxonomy places the organism in Eukaryota, Fungi, Basidiomycota, Tremellomycetes, Trichosporonales, Trichosporonaceae. Gene Ontology annotation, biological process: lipid homeostasis. Gene Ontology annotation, cellular component: membrane. The coding region runs from base 1 to 840 and encodes 279 amino acids. The transcript is spliced from 2 exons. The record is from RefSeq and is a predicted model, not a curated record.
AUGGGGACACAAGGAGACCCAACGCCGCCAAGAGGGACGCUCCUACGCGUCCUGACGCAUACCCAGAAUGCCAGCGCUCUGGUAUUCGGCGCGUUUAUGGGCAUACAUCUUGCUGCGCCCAUCGCUGCCGGCGUAGGCGGCACACAGGCCGCCGACAACGUCAUGCUUGUUGGGCGUGAAUACUACCACUUCCUCGAGCCAAUCGCCGUAUACCUCCCCCUCGGACUGCAUCUUGCUUCGUCGCUCGUCAAGCGCGUCCUCGUCGUCUCGCGGAGUAAGCGGUUCCACAUGACUACCCACACUGUGCUCGGAUAUGUUCUUAUCCCCCUUGUUAUACCACACCUCAUCCUCCACCGCCUGAUUCCAUCGACCGAGGGACCUCCCAUCAACCAACUGUCCCCAAGCGAGAUGGGCUACGAGUUUGUCGGGUACGCCUGUGCAACGCGUAAAUGGAUGACGGCGGGGUAUGUCGUCCUCACUGGUGUCGCGCUUUGGCAUGGGAUCGUCGGCGGCAUCAAGGUCUUGCAUUGGGCACGGGGACUGUUGCGUCGCUCCGACACUGCGGAUUCGGGAGAGAGAGGAUCAGAGGACAAGUCGGCCGACUCGAGCAAGACGAACGAGAAGAGCGAGGAGAAGAAGAAGAAGAACAAGAGGAGAUUGCGCGUCUCCCAGGCUGAGAGACUGCAGGCUAUUCGCACCCUCGUCACCACCACCACUACUGCCGUGUGCGUCGGUCUCGUGCGGCUCACGGCCGACGCCCAGGGUCUGUCCUCGUUCGUUGCCAGCCGGUACGACGCCGUGUUUGCCGCGGCGCCGUGGGCUGCCGUCGGUUUCCGCUAG